This is a messenger RNA of Chrysoperla carnea, 1702 nucleotides long. RefSeq names its product probable phenylalanine--tRNA ligase, mitochondrial (gene PheRS-m). Gene Ontology annotation, cellular component: cytoplasm; mitochondrion. Bases 1 to 1326 code for a protein of 441 amino acids. Gene Ontology annotation, biological process: phenylalanyl-tRNA aminoacylation. NCBI's taxonomy places the organism in Eukaryota, Metazoa, Arthropoda, Insecta, Neuroptera, Chrysopidae. Gene Ontology annotation, molecular function: tRNA binding; ATP binding; phenylalanine-tRNA ligase activity. The transcript is spliced from 4 exons. The record is from RefSeq and is a predicted model, not a curated record.
AUGUAUGAUAAGUUAAAAAGACUAAUAAUAUUAAAUAAUUUUCGAAAAACAUGUAAUUUAAAACGGUUAUAUGGGACAGCAGCGAAGCAAAAUAUCCAGGAUACGUUAGUCAUUCAAAAUGUAGAAUAUAAACGAGAUUCUUGGACGAAUGUAACUCCAAAAAUACUAUCUUAUUUGGAUAAAAAUAUUUACCUUAUGAAAAAUCAUCCUUUAAGCUUGAUUCGACAACGAAUAGUAGAUCAUUUUUAUAAAAGCUUUCAAAAUCGUCGUGGUAAUCCAAUUUUUUCUGUUCACGAUCGUCUUUCACCUGUUGUUACUAUAGAACAAAAUUUUGAUAAUUUAUUAAUACCCAAAGAUCAUGUCUCUAGAGCUAAAAACGACUGCUAUUACAUUAAUGAAAAUCAUUUAUUAAGAGCCCAUACAACUGCUCAUCAAGCAGACUUUAUUAGUUCAGGUUUAGAUAAUUUCUUAAUUGUUGGAGAGGUAUACCGCCGUGAUGAAAUCGAUUCAACACAUUAUCCAGUCUUUCACCAAAUGGAUGCAGUUCAUUUAAGAACACAGGAAGAGUUGUUUAAUGGUGAAGAUUUAAACAUUUUUGAGCCAAAACAAUUUCAACGAAAUCAUGGUGAUAGAAAUGAAAAACAAGCGUGCCAUACGAUGGAAGCUGCUAAAUUAAUGGAGCAUAGUUUAAAAUCAACUUUAUUUGGAGUGGCAAAACAUUUAUUUGGAGAAAAUAUUGAACAUAGAUGGGUUGAUCAAUAUUUCCCAUUCACGCAACCAUCUUGGGAGUUGGAAAUUUUUUAUAAUAACGAAUGGUUAGAAGUUUUAGGAUGUGGUAUUAUUCGAAACGAAAUUCUGCAACAUGCUGGUGUUCAUGACAAAAUUGGAUGGGCUUUUGGUUUAGGUUUAGAACGUUUAGCUAUGGUUUUAUAUCAAAUUCCAGAUAUUCGUUUAUUCUGGAGCAAUGAUAGUGGAUUUUUAAGUCAAUUCAAUGUACCUGAUAUAAAUCAAAAUGUUCAAUAUAAGCCAAUUAGCGCUUAUCCACAAUGCAAAAACGAUAUUAGUUUUUGGCUACCUGAAAAUAAUAAGACAGAUAAUUUUAGCUCCAACGAUUUUUAUGAUAUUGUUAGAUCUAUUGGAGGAGAUAUUGUAGAACAAGUAUCAUUAAUCGAUUCGUUUAAACAUCCAAAAUCUGGCAAAACAAGUCAUUGUUAUCGAAUAACUUAUCGUCAUAUGGAACGAACUUUAACACAAGAUGAAGUAAAUCAAAUACAUAAAAAAAUUGAACAAGCUGCUGUUUUGGAUCUAAAAGUUACAAUUCGUUAAUUUAUGUAUCUACAUAAAAAGUUUUAAAUAGGUAUAUGCUAAAUAUUUCAAGUAAUAGGAGUGAUUUCGUAAUGUUUUAUGAAUUUUCGAGUUUCAACACGAAACUGAUGAAAAGUUAAUAAUAUCGGUGGUACCAAGUUGAUUAGAAUGAAAAACCAAAGUCGCAUUCGCUCUUAUCGUUACGCUGAGAGCACACUCAUCCCUUUUAGAAAUUGGCAACAAAAGUUGUCCACUUGUUGGCAUUUACAAUCUGAAUCUCAAUAAUCAAAACUAUCAUUGUCAAUUCGUCCUAUUAGCUCAGUUGGUUGAGGCGUAAUCAAUUCCGUCCGCGGUAUGCUUAGGGUAGCGGGUUUGAUUCCCGCCGUCGCAACACAAU